AUGGGGAAGCCAAAGAAAAAGAGUGACAUUAGCCGAGCAGAGCUGAUGAUGAUGACCAUCGCAGACGUCAUCAAGCAGUUGGUUGAAGCCCAUGAACAGGGCAAAGACAUCAAUCUCAACAAGGUGAAGACGAAAACCUCUGCUAAGUACGGACUGGAAGCUCAACCCAGACUGGUCGACAUCAUCGCAGCUGUUCCACCUCAGUACCGUCGGGUUCUUGUACCCAAACUUAAAGCCAAACCCAUCCGUACUGCCAGUGGGAUUGCAGUGGUGGCUGUGAUGUGCAAACCACAUAGAUGUCCUCACAUUAGCUUCACUGGAAACAUCUGUGUCUACUGUCCCGGUGGACCUGACUCUGAUUUUGAAUACUCCACACAGUCGUAUACCGGCUAUGAGCCAACGUCCAUGAGGGCGAUCCGAGCACGUUAUGACCCCUACCUACAGACCAGACAUCGAGUGGAGCAGCUGAAGCAGCUGGGCCACAGCGUGGACAAGGUGGAGUUCAUCGUGAUGGGCGGCACCUUCAUGGCUCUCCCUGAGGAGUACAGAGACUACUUCAUCAGGAACCUCCAUGACGCCCUGUCAGGGCACACCUCCAACAACGUGGCCGAGGCCGUCAGGUACUCGGAGCGCAGCAACACCAAGUGCGUGGGAAUCACCAUAGAGACGCGGCCAGACUACUGCCUGAAGCGCCACCUCAGCGACAUGCUGAGCUACGGCUGCACCCGGCUGGAGAUAGGAGUGCAGAGUGUUUAUGAGGAUGUGGCUAGAGACACCAACAGAGGCCACACAGUGCGAGCUGUGUGUGAGUCUUUCCAACUGGCAAAGGACGCCGGGUUUAAAGUUGUUGCUCACAUGAUGCCGGACCUUCCCAACGUUGGCAUGGAGAGAGACGUGGAGCAGUUCAUCGAGUUCUUUGAGAAUCCGGCGUUCCGGCCCGACGGUCUGAAGCUCUACCCGACGCUGGUGAUCCGAGGCACGGGUCUGUAUGAGCUGUGGAAGACGGGCCGCUACAAGAGCUACACGCCCAGCGCCCUGGUGGACCUGGUGGCCCGCAUCCUGGCCCUGGUGCCGCCCUGGACACGAGUGUACCGGGUUCAGAGGGACAUCCCCAUGCCGCUGGUGAGCUCCGGCGUGGAGCACGGCAACCUGAGGGAGCUGGCGCUGGCUCGGAUGAAGGACAUGGGCACCGAGUGUCGAGACGUUCGGACCCGAGAAGUCGGCAUUCAGGAGAUUCACCACAAAGUCCGGCCUUACCAGGUGGAGCUGGUGAGGAGGGACUACGUGGCUAACGGCGGCUGGGAGACCUUCCUGUCCUAUGAAGAUCCGGAGCAGGACAUCCUCAUUGGCCUGCUGCGUCUGCGCCGCUGCUCUCCUCAGUCUUUUCGUCCGGAGCUGAAAGGAGGGGUGUCCAUCGUCCGCGAGCUGCACGUCUACGGCAGCGUGGUCCCAGUCAGCAGCAGAGACCCCAGCAAGUUCCAGCAUCAGGGCUUCGGUAUGAUGCUGAUGGAGGAGGCGGAGAGAAUCGCCAGGGAGGAACACAGCUCAGAGAAACUGGCCGUCAUCUCUGGUGUAGGAACCAGGAACUACUACAGGAAGAUGGGCUAUGAGCUGGAGGGGCCCUAUAUGACCAAGCAGCUCUACAGUGCAGGACUGGACUGAACUCACACCUGCUUCUUUUUAUCUGGAAGAUCCAAACCGAACCACAAACACACCUGUUAUUUUUUUUUUUUCUGUUAAUACAGUUCCUGCCGUUAUUUUUUAGAGAAACUUUCAGUGUGGAAGGAGAUAAUGCUGGGCUUUUUUCCAGAGGCCGUCCAUCUGCUAUUAUCUGGAGCUGCUGCAUUGGCUCUGCUUUAUUUAGAUAAGCAGGCGUGCGAAGCGGGGCUAUUUGGGACGACGUCAGCGCCAUCCGAUGUGGAAUCUGACGUUUCAACACCUGAGGACCCCCGACACGCCUCUGCGGUUGAACUAACUCUCAUGUAAAAACUAUAGAGGGAGCUGGGGUUGAACGUUGCAUGUUUGUACUGGUUUAGCGUCACGCUUUGAGUUAAGCAUGUUUAUGUUGCAAUCAUUUGAAAGCAAACGCGCAGCGCUCCUCAAUGCUCGGCCGCCAACGGGGGGAAUCCUCACCAGGGAGCUGCUGGGUAAUUGAAAGAUUUGAAAUGAUGAGGCAGGAAAGGAGUCUUAGGGUUACAUAAACAGCUUUUAUUAAAUCUUGUUUUGUCUAAAACACAUUCUAGGAAUAUCAUAGCAACUUUUUUUAAAGAAUAAAGUAUUUUUCAGGCUA
This is a messenger RNA of Cyprinodon tularosa, 2290 nucleotides long. RefSeq names its product elongator acetyltransferase complex subunit 3 (gene elp3). Lineage: Eukaryota; Metazoa; Chordata; Actinopteri; Cyprinodontiformes; Cyprinodontidae. The record is from RefSeq and is a predicted model, not a curated record. Gene Ontology annotation, biological process: tRNA wobble base 5-methoxycarbonylmethyl-2-thiouridinylation. Bases 1 to 1662 code for a protein of 553 amino acids. Gene Ontology annotation, cellular component: elongator holoenzyme complex; nucleus; cytoplasm. Gene Ontology annotation, molecular function: acyltransferase activity, transferring groups other than amino-acyl groups; iron-sulfur cluster binding. The transcript is spliced from 15 exons.